GCGCGAGCGGCCUCAGGAGAGCGACACGUCGCGAUACGAUCGAUCCGUCAAAAGCCGUGCAGUAGCGGCACGUAAUCCAAGCGGCGGCGUACCGCGCGAGACCGUCCGCCCGCUGGCGAUGGAGGAAAUGUGUUGCUCGUGACGUCACGGAAUUCCUCCUCGGUGCUGCUGGAGUAAACGGCCGCGAGCACUUGUCAUCGUGCCUUCUUGUUCUCGCGUACUAGCCGAUACCUUCGCGGAUCUUGCGUUCUCUCUCUCUCGAGAAAGGCGAGGAGAGACCCCGGAGGAGGAAGAGAAAGAGAGAGAGAGAGAGAGAAGGAGCGCGCGCGCAUCGGUAUAACGACAGUAAACGCGUCGGGAAACGGAGUAAGCGGAGGCGGAGUGAGAGAGGAAAGUAAGAAGACAGAUAGAGGGGAAAAGGAGAACCGCACGCGGAGGAGCGGUGGAGAACGUGGGCGUUGAGUGAUUGUUGUCGGUGCUAGUUUCCAUCGGGAGUCAUGAGAGACACGAGCGAUAUGAUGGAGGACGCCCUGUCGGAGGACACGAUGAUGGAUUGUGGAGGAGAUAGCGGAGAAGAUAGCGGAGGAUUGGAGGACUUCGUCGACUUAGCCAGUGAUAUCACGGAUAAUUCACGUACAAUACGAGAUGCCGCCGAACGGUUACUGACCUUGUUAGGCAUGGACGAAGACGAUGAGGACCUUCUCUCAUCGGAGGAGGAUGAGGGCGUUGAGGUAGACAUUGACGAGCUCGAGGAGGACGACGAGGAAACGGAUAAUACCAAAUUGUUUCACCAACUCGCCGCCUCCCUAGCCCAGGAGCUCAAAUAUUCCCAGAAACAGUCCUCCUCGACCAGCAGAGCGGCGUAUCAGGAUCAAAGUACGAUGCGCAACGUGGAGAUGCUGCAGGACACGAGCUAUCUCGGCCGCGGUAGCCUUCAGGACCAAGUGGACCAUCCAAAAGCGUCUGUUCGUCAAAACGGUUUCGGUCUCGAUUUGUUCGACGAUCUCGACGAGCGAAACGCGAAUUGCACAAAGUUCACGAAUUUCGGCAACUUCCGCCAGGAAGUCCCGCAUGGUCGGACCUACGAUUCGUCGAGCUUAGAUCGUCGUCUGUGGACGGACGAUCCGGCGGCCACGCAGUCCGCCGGAAAGUCCUCCUUCGGCGACCAGCAGGAGCAGAGUCCCGAUUCCUGGACGGCAGGAUGGGAUGCCUGCGCCACCGAGGCGCUGCGAUACCUCGUCGAGGACGAGGGUCUGCCGCUUCAUCAUCCCACGGUUAUCGCCAUGAAGAAUCACCUGGAUCUGCAGAGGGAGCGGGCGUUCACGCAGUACACCGCGUACACGGACGCCAAGACGCAGGACAUGAGUCUGCUCCUGGAUUGAUGAGGCUCCAAGCAUUAAGGUAGAGAGCGAUUAAAUUUAUUUCCCGCGACUGUGUUCCUCGCUGAGGAAACUUUCGAGAGAGAAAUCUGGGAAUUGAAUUAAUCUUGUUAUUUAAAUAAAGCGAGCGUAAGGACGUGGCGUGUUGUGAAAUCGUUUGCGCAAGACUACUUCGCUUUCUUACAUUUUUCUUCUCCUUCGUCUUCUUUUGAGGAAAUUUUUUUCUUUAAUUUUCUCGAGUCAUAGAGAUUUAUUUAAUGCCAUAAAUAAUUCGACGUUAAUUACUAUUACCGGCUUUUCUUGAUUCUGCUACCUUCUUACAUUGCUGAGAGACGAUUAAUUUGAGUCGUUCGAUAUUACUUUUGUUGAAACAUUACGUUGAUUGUUAAACAUACAUUUUGACUGAAGCGUCAAUUUGGUGCUUGCCCGCAGACGCUGCACGCGCGAGUCGGUUUUACCUUUCGACGAUUACUUAUAAUUUCGAAUAAUAAAGCGUUCAUACGCUGGAUCGAUAUGAACGCCAUUUCCUUUUUGUGACGAGAUGUUCAAAACUAUGAAAUUCGUCAAAAUGAACGUCUUAAUCAAGGAUUAAAAUAUCUCUUUUUUUCUAUUUUCGUUUUUAAGGAGACGGUAGUUAAUUCCUAACGAUAUUUCCCGAGAAGAUGGCUUCGGGCAUCAUUAAGAGAAAAAAAUAUUUCUAGCAGUUAGAAUCGCGAUCGAACUGUAGAGAAACGUCCGGCGAAUCACAACUAGAAUUAUUAUUCUUAAAACAAAUUCCUAGGUUAGCCGUAACUAAAGAGGUCAUCGAAAGAAUUAAAAUACGAUAAGCGGGAUAACAGAAAAAAAGACGUUAAGUAUUUGAUACGAGAGAGAAGUGAGAUAAGCAUCGGUGAUCGCCGACAGAAAAUUUCAGAAUUUUUUUAGAUAUAAUUUUUUUAUACGUCCGAAAUUAUGUUUAUACAAAUAAUAGAAAAUAAAAAUUAUUUGUAAAUUAAAUUUGUUGAUAUACGUUUUUCUUAAGUUGCUCUUAAAGAAUCGAUUUUUGGAAUUGUUGCAUUUUUUUGUCGGCGAUUAUGCGCGAAACGAUUUUUCAGUCGGAUCGUAUACGAAGAAAUUGGCAACAGUGUCGACAAUAGGAAAGAGAAACGUGUUUUAGCCCCGAAAAAUAUUGUAUAUAAUUCGGAUUAGACGAGAGACGACGAGAGCUCAGAGAUUUAGAUAGGAAUUUAUUCGGUCGUAGAUCAAGCGAAACUUUAUUUGUGAAGGAAAUUGUUGGCGUGGAAAUAAUCGGGGUUUCACGAGGAGUCGUUCAUUCAAUUCAGACGGCCUGAAAUGUGUGUCCUCCUUAAUAAUACUAAUAAUAUAAUGGUGGCUUCAUUCGGAGCAAUGCUGUUUAAGCAAACGACGCGCGCGAAAGUGCGCGCGUCGACCGCCCGCGCCGUCUCGACCAUCUGCAGAAAGACUCGUCGCGAAACCUCCAGAAAUUUCCACAUUUUAAUCGUCACUUAGAUCGUACGACGUUAUACCUCGUACACGAGAAAUUGAUCGGGAUUGUGCAUCGAUUGCACGCGUCAACGUUAAAUCGAUCCUGCGAUUAAUAAAACGAGCAUGAGCAAAACGAAACGAGAUAAAUGAAACUGAUCGUCGCCAGUGAUUCAGGAUCGACGAUCGACCUCGAUCGUGCGUCACUUGUCGAGGAGUCAGAUGGACUUUACGUCGUGAUCGAUCGCAUGCGAAGGGGAUCGAGAUUCACGACUGUGAAGCGAAAACGCGGAGAAAUUUCUUUUAAGUGUCCUUUCUUUCGCGCGAUUUUUUUCUUUUUAUGGGAAGCGAUCGACGUUCUUCCCGCCCCGCGACCGAAUAGUAAGCUGUACAUAUGUAUAAUAUAUCGUUUUAACUUAUACACGACUAUUGUUACUUUUACAAUAAAGCUCUGUAGAUAACAUUGACCAGUAAAUAAACGGCCGCUAAAUUAAUUUAAGCCCGUCGUCUCGUUCUCGUCUUCCCUAAGUCCUUAAACUCAAACCUGGUCGCGAAGCGUUCAGUUCUGACUUAUUUAAUGCGCCGCAAAAACUGUACUUUUAGGCAUUUUCUAUAGAAAUCUGAUUUUAAAUUACGUUUCAAUUGGAUAUUUCGAUAAAUCGAAUUCAGGGGCACAACUCGUAAAAUCGAAAUUUUAUCUAAAAUAUUGUUGUACCGAACGUUGUGUGUAUGUGUCACGUUCACAUGAUGAUACAAAUAAAUGAUGUAACACUUUUAUAAUAAAAUGAAAAGUUUUUAAUAAGAUA
Messenger RNA from Wasmannia auropunctata (little fire ant), 3667 nucleotides. RefSeq lists its product as uncharacterized. The transcript is spliced from 3 exons. The coding region runs from base 498 to 1382 and encodes 294 amino acids. NCBI's taxonomy places the organism in Eukaryota, Metazoa, Arthropoda, Insecta, Hymenoptera, Formicidae. The record is from RefSeq and is a predicted model, not a curated record.